CUCUCUUUUCCAAUUCUCUACUUCUCUGUGGAAAUGGUUGCCAUACUCCCUCCCUCUCCGCAAAAACAAUCCAGCGGGCGGGGUGUGUGAUGCGAUGUGAUGUGAUGUGAUCGACCCGUGCCCGUAUGCACCCUCAUCACCGUGACGUCAACGAUCACCAAGCACUCGUAUAAGAAACGACCCCGUCCGGCCCGCACUCCAACUCCAACCGCAGCUCAACUCACAGCCCUCGCCUUCCACAAGCACACAACCACCACCCAUUACCACAAGCACACAACUACCGCCCAUUACCACCAUCACAACCACCACCACCACCCAGCAUGUGCGACCACACACCCAUCCCGGGGGCAUUCGACACGCAGACGAACCCGUCCACCGCCGGCCGGGGCCCUGUGACCACCGAGCAAAAGAUCCUUGAAACAGGCGCCUCGCUCGUGCAAGAAUUCUUGCCAACCAGCAACAUCUGCGCCUUCCUCAACGCGUUCCACGUGUACGCUUCGGACCCCUCACGGGCCGUCGAGGCACAACACUACUGCGCGCACGUAUCAUCGGACGUUCGCCAGUGCAUAAUCUACGACUCACCUUUACCCAACGCGCGGCUGAUCGGCGUCGAGUACAUGAUCACGCCCGAGCUGUAUGCGACGCUCGACAGCGAGGAGAGGAAGCUGUGGCACUCGCAUGUGUUCGAGGUUAAGUCUGGUAUGUUGAUCAUGCCGAGACCGAAGGGGAGCUUGAUGCCGGAAAUGCUCUGGGAAAAGGCGGAGACGCAGGAGAUGAGGGAGGUGGUCGGGCUGUAUGGAAAGACGUGGCAUCUGUGGCAGGUGGAUCGGGGAGAUACGCUGCCGCUGGGGAGACCGAUGCUUAUGCAGAGUUUGCUGAACGAGACGGAGGGGUUUAAGAAGCUGGUCAAGGAUAGGGAUGAGAGGUUCGGUACGGAUAGGGAGAGGAAGAGGGAGCUGAGGAAGGAUAUUAGGAGCCCGGAGGUCCAUGAAGAUGCGGAUCAGUGGGAUCAUAGUAAGCAGGUGUGAGUGAGCGAUGGAAAUGUGAUCUUUGUAUCAUACAUACAUACGAAUCAUCGCUACUUAGCUAUCCAAGUUGUGGCGCCCUUAAUUCAUUCCAUGAGAUCGCCCG
This is a messenger RNA of Tricharina praecox, 1131 nucleotides long. RefSeq lists its product as uncharacterized. The record is from RefSeq and is a predicted model, not a curated record. The transcript has a single exon. Lineage: Eukaryota; Fungi; Ascomycota; Pezizomycetes; Pezizales; Pyronemataceae. The coding region runs from base 321 to 1028 and encodes 235 amino acids.